CCGGGCGGCGCACUGUCCGCUCCUGCUGAUGCAACGGGACAACGGUGACCGUCACACCGGGGACAACAGGAAGUUUUUUACCGGGAGGCCGUCGGUCGGAAAGUCCCAGAGGUCGUUUGUUUGACAGUAUGCCAGGUUUGUGAAUCGAGGACAUUGGUGGUUACCAUGAGCAGCUCCAGAGGGACUCCCAGUUCCUGUGCUCAGACCAGAGGAUGGACACUGAGCUGGUUGACAGACUGGUGCUGCAGCUCAACAGGAUCUACCCCCAGAUACUCAGUGACAAGGAAGCCCACAGGUUCAGGAACCUGAGCGUACCCACCAAGGUGCGAUUAGCUGAGCUGCUGAAUCACCUGCACGGGAAGGGCGACGAGGCAUGUCAUGAAUUCUACAGAGGACUUCACAUCCACGCUGAGCACGUCUACUCCAGCCUGCCCUCCAGAGUCAGACAAAGAGAGAUGACGGACCCAAAAUUGACUAACAAUGUGGCAGCCCACCCAGAGAAACAUGUGCUCAAUGACAGAGGACCAAUGUUCUUCCUGAGCUGUUUCAGUUUUGCACUUGGUAUUGCAAUGCUCUACUAUUACGGAGAGGGUGAGACAUUGAGAUGUACUGGCCCGUUUCUUCACUGCUCUGCAGCAAGACUUAGUAAAGGUGCUAAAGAUGUUUUAAUUUCCUAUGCUGAGGUUGGAAAGCAGAAUAAUUGAGGCCAUAAAGGUGCUGAAACGCUCAUGAAGUAGCCCUGCCUAAACUUCCCUCGGGAUCACUAAAGUUUCUAUCUAUCUAUCUUUCAUCUGUGAGAAGAACAAGCCAUGAAAUUUGCCAUUUUGCGGUGCCAAACUCAUACAUACUUUGAGAGCUAUAAAGUUGUUUUUCCUGAAAUUGCAUGUAUUUGUAAGCACUAAUUGACUUGUUUUUUUUAAUCCCAUAAUUCCCAUAGCUAACAUCUCUUUAUAUGAGGAAAAAACAUAAUGUUCUCUCAUAGUACUUUUACGUACUGUAUGAGUCUUGCCUGGAUUUAUUGUGUAUACAGAGAAAAUUUCAGCCACAUUUUCUGCUAAAAUGAACCGUAAUAUUAACAGAGUGAUGAAAUGAAUCUCACUUUGAAUGACAUUUAAAGGCUUUGUUCACCCACACAGGUGUGAUCAAUAACUCAGGCUGAUUAGACCUCUGCUCAGGUUGAAGUUGGGUACACCUGUAUGAGUAGACUACUGGUUUGCAGUGGCUUUAACAAAAAAACUUGAGUUUGUCAGUGUAUUGUAUGAACCACCCUACCCUCAUAAUUGCAUGCUCAUCCACUCUAAGUGCCUUCAAAUACUGUGAUGAAGAUACUUGAACAUCUACUGACUAAAGUGCACUAUAACAACUUUUGCUCAAAUAAAGCACAAAUUAACAUCA
This is a messenger RNA of Thunnus maccoyii (southern bluefin tuna), 1395 nucleotides long. Its product is annotated as caspase recruitment domain-containing protein 19-like. The record is from RefSeq and is a predicted model, not a curated record. The coding region runs from base 213 to 704 and encodes 163 amino acids. The transcript is spliced from 6 exons. NCBI's taxonomy places the organism in Eukaryota, Metazoa, Chordata, Actinopteri, Scombriformes, Scombridae. Gene Ontology annotation, cellular component: mitochondrion.